Molecule: messenger RNA, 4755 nt
Organism: Nanorana parkeri
Lineage: Eukaryota; Metazoa; Chordata; Amphibia; Anura; Dicroglossidae
Gene: ADAMTS13
Product: ADAM metallopeptidase with thrombospondin type 1 motif 13
Exons: 32
Coding region: 1-4755 (1584 amino acids)
Biological process (GO): proteolysis; extracellular matrix organization
Cellular component (GO): extracellular matrix
Molecular function (GO): metalloendopeptidase activity
Source: RefSeq, a predicted model, not a curated record
AUGACCCGGUUUGUACUGGUACUGCUUGCACUUGCUGUGCUCUCCCCUGGGGCCUGUGCGUUGUGGGACACCACUGAGAUGUUCCUGAAGACACUGGAUUCCGAGGGGUUCCUCUCAUACUUUGGCACCGAAAACAUCUCAGCCUCUGACAUUGCAUUGACAAACCUGACAUGUACCUGUGAGGAUACAUCCUGGACACCACUGUGCUCUGCCACCCUUUGCACCCUUCACUCCCACCUGGGAAAAUAUAGCUUUACAUUCCAGGAGAAGUACCGGCCUGUCACUGCACAGCGGGUUUUAAAUGCUUCUAUGCACCACCUCAUGCAAUUCCCAAAGUCUUGUGGGUCAAUCGGGACUGCGCUGUACCCCCAUGGGGCGAGAUCUCUGGUAACUUUCUGUGACGGACAGCUGCGUGGGUUUAUCACGACGGACUUUUACCAUUUCUUUAUCCAGCCGCUAAAGAAGAGGCAUUCUAUGCAGAGACAAGGACUUUCAGACCUUCAUAUAAUGUCCAGAGCAGAAAUUGCACACACAGAUUCACCAAAACACCACGAAGCCCAUCACCUGUCAAAAAGAGCGGCUGUCGGGGUUAAACAUCUGGAACUCCUGGUGGUCGCUGGUUAUGACGUCUAUCAGUUUCAUCAGGAGGACACGGAAAGAUAUAUCCUUACCAACCUAAACAUUGGGGCAGAGCUGCUGAGAGAUGUCUCCCUCGGAGCCUCAAUCCGCGUCCAUUUGGUCAAGAUGAUCAUUCUCACUGAGCCAGAGGCCAGCAUCCAGAUCAGUCCCAACCUAACGUCAUCUCUGAUGAGUAUGUGUGAAUGGAGCAGGAAAAUCAAUCCUCAGAGUGACUUUGACCCCCAGCACGCUGAUCUCGUCCUCUACGUCACCAGGUUUGAUCUAGAGUUACCGGAUGGAAAUAAUCAAGUUCGAGGGGUGACCCAACUGGGUGGGGCAUGCUCAUAUUCCUGGAGCUGUGUCAUCACCGAAGACACCGGCUUUGACCUGGGGAUCACUAUGGCCCAUGAGAUUGGGCACAGUUUUGGAAUAAAUCACGAUGGGACGGAAAACAGCUGCAGAGGAAGUGGAAACGUUAUGGCAGCUGAGGGGAACCAUAACAGCGUCCAUUUGACAUGGUCGGAGUGCAGCCGUGAGCAGCUCCUUUAUUUUCUCAGCAGUAGCGCAGCAAGCUGCAUCAACGACUUACCAGCACUAGAGGACAAUAUACCAAGCCUAAAGCCUGGUCUGUAUUAUGGAGCCAACGAGCAGUGCCAAAUCGCAUUUGGGAGCUCAGCACUGGCCUGUACCUUUUCCAGGAAUGAUCUGGACAUGUGCAGCGUCCUCUCCUGUCACGUCAGCCAUGAAGAUUUGACCAGCUGCAGCCGACUCUUCAUCCCACUUCUAGAUGGCACUGAGUGCGGCCAGAACAAGUGGUGUCACAAAGGUCGCUGCAGAUCCCUGGAGGAGCUGAAUCCAGUUGCGGCUGUGCAUGGUGUCUGGUCCAGCUGGAGCUCCUUCUCGCCUUGUUCCCGGAGCUGCGGUGGUGGAGUGAUUGUGCGGAAAAGGCAAUGUAACAAUCCAAGGCCAGCUUUUGGUGGUCGGGACUGCAGAGGAGCCAAUCUCCAGGCUAAAAUGUGUAAAAUGCAGGAUUGCAGAAACACACAACUAGAUUUUAUGACAGAACAAUGUGCGGCUACAGACAACAAGCCCCUCACCCUGUCCCCUGGGGUAGUUUCACACUACCGCUGGACAUCAGCUGCUGCCUUUGCACAUGGCGAUGAGCUUUGCCAGUAUUUGUGUCAGGCACAAGGAAAUAACUUCAUGGUGCGACGAGGGGACAGCUUCGCAGACGGCACCCGAUGCGAGCAGAGCGCAGAGGCAAAUGGCAUGUUUAACAUCUGUGUAGCCGGCCGAUGCAAGGUCUUUGGCUGUGAUGGAGUGAUGGAUUCUGUGAUGGCGGCGGACCACUGUGGAGUAUGUGGUGGGGACAACAGUACGUGCAGCAAAGUUAGUGGCUCAUUUACAGAAGGAAAAGCUGGGGAGUAUUUCACAUUCCUUACUGUCCCUGUCGGAGCCAUGACACUGCGAGUGACUAAUCAAAAGCCUCUGUUUACUCACUUAGCUAUUAAAGAGAACUCGGGCUACAUUGUAGCUGGAAAGCGGAGUAUCUCUUUAAACAUCACGUACCCCUCUGUCAUAGAGGACAAGCAGCUGGAGUACAGAUUGAUUUUAACUGCUAACAAGCUACCCGGUCUGGAAGAAGUCCUUAUCGGUGGACCCACCUCCUCCGACAUUGAGAUACAGGUGUACAGAAAAUACGGGCCAGAAUAUGGAGAGGUCACCAAUCCGGACAUCACCUACAGCUAUUACAUUGCCAAAAAGGAUCAUUCAUACGCUUGGCUUCCGGUCCCCGCACCCUGUUCAGCCAGCUGUGGGGGAGGAUUUCGAAAUGUUGUCUAUGAAUGCUUUGACCACAUUCUUCAAAUGGCAGCCCAAUCCAAGUUCUGUAAUUCUUCUGAGGUUUUUGGUCCAACACAGGAACCUUGUGGAGAUGACCCCUGCCCUCCGCGGUGGCACAUAAAGGAGACCUCUGCUUGUACCGUCUUCUGUGGAGGGGGACUUAUGAGCAGGACAGUCCAGUGUGUUCAAAAGUUGCGUGACACUGAGGCCGUCAUUCCGGACUGGCAAUGUGCCCACACCUCUAGGCCGGAAGCCUUUGUUUCCUGUAACACAGAGCCCUGCCCAACGAGGUGGAAGGUAUCAGAGACCGGUCCUUGCUUAGCAAUCUGCGGCUCGGGCACAGCAAGGCGUAAAGUCUCCUGCGUACAAUCUCAGUCUGGCUUGGAAGUCAUGGUGGAUGUCUCUAAAUGCUCAAGGCAGGAGAAGCCACAAGAACAUCUUCCAUGUGUGGUCAGCGUGUGCCCUGUUGGCUGGGAGAGUAUCAUUUCUUCAGUAAAAGGAGAUUUACCUCUCAUUGACUCCCACUUUUGGAACGACACACAAGUCUUUGUGUGGAGCCCAAUACAGGGUGAAUGUUCUGUUACUUGUGGCACUGGGUCUUUGGAACUACAUUACAUUUGUGUCCAGUUUUAUUCUAAAGAAGAAGCACCUGAAAAGUCCUGCAACCAUACCCUGAAACCAGACAAGCAGCAGCGCCCAUGCCGACCGCAGAGCUGCCCGCCAUUCUGGGAGGUAGAGGAGUUGUCACCGUGUCCACUAUCUUGCGGAGGAGGAAUAAUCCCACUUUCUGUGACAUGUGUCCGAAAAGAAAAUGAUAUCUUAUACCGACUACCCCCCUCCAAGUGCAGCCACUUACCUCAUCCAGGCUUCAUGAAACCGUGCACCACCGAGCCCUGUCCUGUCCGAUGGCGCUACAAGACUGGAUCCUGUAGUGUGACCUGUGGAGGGGGAAUUUUACAACGUGUUCUCUAUUGUACUCAAGACAGUCAGCAGGGCAGUAGUGAGGAAAAAAUUGUACCAGAUAUACAAUGCCAGCACCUGCCUCAUCCUCAAGAACAGGAACCUUGCAACCAACAGCCUUGCCCACCAAGGUGGCGAGUGGUAGAGAGCACUCCAUGCUCUGCUGGUUGUGGCUAUGGCAUAUCCAGGCAGAAGGUGAUAUGUGUGCAGACAGUGGCUGGCAACGAUACGGAGCAAGACUCUGGAUCUUGUCCAUCCCAUGAAAGGCCCCUGUCUGUCAUCCCGUGCUUUAUUACCCAAUGCUUCUACACUUGGGAUGUGCGGCCCUGGACACAGUGUUCAGUCACCUGUGGUAAUGGGGUUCAACAGCGGGAAGAAUUCUGCAUCAACUCAAAAACCCACCAACAUGUAAGCCCCGCGCUCUGUGGACACACGCCAAAACCCAUCACGCUACGUGGCUGUUCUGAAAAGCCAUGCCUGCAGGAUACACAGACCGCCCAACCGGAUGCAGCCCAUAUGUUAAUGAGAACACUGCAGACCUCUGUUGUCCCGGAUCAGCAGAAACCUCAUUAUAGAGCUAUACCCUUUGUCAGCAUUAUAGCACCAGACAGGACUGGCGGGCCAGCCACGGUGGAUGGUGUGUGUGGACGGCUCUUCCUGAAUGCUUCUGCAAUAAUCAACACCUCCGGGAUUCUGGAAAACGAUUGUAUGUUCUCAAUAGGACGGCCGCUGGGAGAGAUUAUUGUCAUCAAGAUUCUGUCCAGCUCCCUUAACUGCUCAGCUGGUGAGCUAGUAUUGUUCUAUGGCAGAGCUAUGUGGAGAAAGGCGUGUACCCGUAUCUCAGCAGUCACAGUGGUAACGCGAUCGAACACAGUGAUCGUGAGACAGCGCCAAGUUCACCCCGGUAAUGGAAUUGCUCUGGAGUAUUCAACUAAACCGGCCACUCAAAGCUAUCACCAAGACUGUGAUGUGCAGCUGUUCGGGAUGCAGGGAGACAUACGAAAUCCCAUACAGUCACAGUCCGGGUCGGACUCCCCUGCUUGUCGUAUCUUUAUUGACGUGCCUCCCAAGUUUACCAUUGCAGUCCAUGCCUUGUAUAUGGACCUUGAGAAAGGGACCAAUAAGACACAGUCAGAUUACAUCCUGAUCUGGGACAUGAAAUCAAUGAAGUCCACCGCAUUCCAUGGAAAUCAUUUGUUCUACUGGGAGUCCACAGGGAGCCGGGCAGAGGUUGAAUUCAACGGUGACUUCUCACAGGACAGAGUCAGUUUCCGGGCGCAGUACUGGGCGAAGGAGAGGGGGAAGCCAACCCAGAAUGGAGAGUCUGUUGUCUGA